Molecule: messenger RNA, 1657 nt
Organism: Purpureocillium takamizusanense
Lineage: Eukaryota; Fungi; Ascomycota; Sordariomycetes; Hypocreales; Ophiocordycipitaceae
Gene: ASK1
Product: DASH complex subunit ask1
Exons: 4
Coding region: 126-1460 (444 amino acids)
Biological process (GO): attachment of spindle microtubules to kinetochore
Cellular component (GO): DASH complex; mitotic spindle pole body; mitotic spindle
Source: RefSeq, a predicted model, not a curated record
CUCCACGCGGUUUGUUUGACUUCAUCUCACCGACAACCACAGAGCGACCCAACAUCAGACGCGUGUUUCGACAACAAUAACCGAGCCGCCAGACCAAACCAAACUGCCUCGAGAGGCCCCGCACAAUGGCCCGGCCGAGCGUCGCGGCGCGCAACCUGUCGCUGACGGAAGAGCUCGAGAAGCUGGAGCAGUCCAUCACGCUGACGCUGCAAGAAAUCGACCACAACUUUAGCAAAGCCCACCGAAUCGUGACGACGAGCAUACUGCCGCUGGUGGAGCAAUAUGGCGAGCACUCGCGCGCCGUCUGGGACGCGUCCAAGUUUUGGAAGCAAUUCUUCGAGGCAUCCGCCAACGUGUCGCUCUCUGGCUACGAGGAGCUCGCCAACGACGAUGGGUCCUCGGCGGCCGGGGACAGCACGGCGAUGAGAGACGACACGUCGUCAGUCUACACGGCACAGCCCCAGGAUGAUGAUGAUGACGACAACGCGACGCGCACGACGACACCCGCGGAGCAGUCGACGCUGCACGGCGAUGAGUCCCUGUUGGACGACGCGGAACUUACGGGGAGCACGCCUCGUCCACCGGCGACCAAGACGAUCCGCGCGCAGCUGUCGCCGCUCGAGUCGCCGUACGAGGCCUUGAAGCGGGAGAUGGCCAACGAGGAGGACGCCGGCGCGACGACGGUGCUGGAAGACGACGACGACGAUGACGACGACGUCGGGGAGGACUCGACGGUGCUGUUCGCCCAGCGUACGGCGCGUCUGCCGGACAUGUCCAUGACGCCAGGGGGGCUGGGCGCCCGCGAUGACAGGACGCUGGAGCAGUCGACGCAGAGGCAGAAAGAUCCGCUCCUCCACCGCGUGCUCGACAAGAACUACCGCUUGCAGGCGACGCCGCACAAGCCCGCGUACCGCAUCUCGCCGCUGAAAAAGGCUACGGGCGAUGCCGGCGGCAAGGGGAAAGCGGCGGCGGGGCCCUCGUGGCGCGACGACUCGCCCAUGUCGUCGCCCGAGAUGGCGGUCCCGACGCUGCGAAGCGAGGCCUUCAUGUCCCCUUUCAAGAGCAACGCGCGGCAGCGGCUGGCGGCCGCGACGGCAACGUCACAGCGCGGGCCGAGGACGCCCGGCGUCAGCGUGCAGACGCCGGGGACGGCGAGGAAGACGCGGGACGCGUUGGCGGGCGAUACAGAGGGCGGCGGCGGCGGGCGCAAGCCAAAGUACGAGAUUGACUGGGAGAGCGACGGCGACGACGAGGACGGUGAUCUCUACGCGGGGAUGAGCCCGCCCAAGACUAUUCAGUUUGCGCUGCCGCCGUCGAAGCUGCUGCAGACGCCAGCCCGGGAGGCGAGCAGGAGGAUCGUCGACGACAUUCUCAUUGACGCGGGGGCGGACCCGGAGUCGUCCGAGUACAGCCCGACAAUGGUCAAGAUGAACGAGGACAUUCUCAACGACAGCUUCUGAGCAGGGCGCCUUGACGGGAUGGAUCUGGGGGGGUGCCAAUGCUGAUGAUGAGGUAGAUGUAGACAAUCACUUUUGCGCAAUGAGCAUGAGAGAUCCUGCAUGGAUGACGAGAAAUUUUGUCAAGUGUCUCUUAAGGCCUCUUGCCUGGUAUAGGGAUCUAAGUUCUAGAAGCAAUCGAAAGAAAUAAAACAAUGAGA